Molecule: messenger RNA, 330 nt
Organism: Sphaeroforma arctica JP610
Lineage: Eukaryota; Ichthyosporea; Ichthyophonida
Exons: 4
Source: RefSeq, a predicted model, not a curated record
AUGCUGGACCGACUUACACUAUUUUCAACUCAGGGGGCAAAGAAAGGCGCAACGUAUGCGCAAGAAAAUCCCGAUCAGGUGAAAAAAGGGUACAGCAAAGUUAGAGAGCACGAUGAUGACAUCAAGAAAGGUUAUAGUAAGGCCCGAGAGCACGAUGAGGAUAUAAAAAAAGGCUACAACCAUGCCAGAGACAAUCCAGAUCAAGUGAAGAAGGGCGUUGACUUUGCGCAAUCGCACCAAAAAGAGACUAAGCAAGGAUACAAUUACGCGAGGGAGAAUCCCGAUCAGGUCAAGUCCGGUUACAAUUACGCCUCUACACAUCAGGACCAG